UGAUGGGUUUUUAUCUUGCGAAAGUGUUAAAAUUCUCAGGAUAAAGAGUAGAGUACAGAGUGAGAGUAGAGUGAGAGAAGGUCCUGAACAUGUUCUUAUUCUUCACUUUUCUAAACAUCAUCUGUAUCAUCUUCCUCCUGCCUGCGGGACUCAGGGCUGUAUCUACAGUAACAGGACUGAAAGGUCAGUCAGUUCAGAUCAGAUGCUCCUACAGGUCUAAAUACGUCUCCUGUAUGAAGUAUCUCUGCAGGGGGAGAUGUUCCUCCUGGGAGGUUAAAGAUGUUCCGGUUCGGUCCGGACCGGGUCCUAAAGAUCAGAGAUUCUCUCUGGAGGACGGUCCAGGAGCCGGGGUCUUCACCGUCACCAUCACUGACCUGAGGUCAGAGGACGCAGGGAUGUACUGGUGCGGGGUGGAGAGGCCGGCUCGUGUGGAUGUUUACACAAUGAUACGACUACGGGUUCAAACGGAUGAUUUAAUACCAACUACCCCAGUUCAGACCAAGCCCACAUACCUUUCACCUUACCCAUCAGCAGGUUUGAUCGUUCUGUAUGUCUGCAUUCCACUGCUGCUCUCGGGAAUCACCAUCAGUGCUGUAAUCUUUUACUGUAAAUGGAGGAAAACUGGAGGGAUUCAAAAUUCUGCCAUUCUACAAAGAGCUGCAAGACCUGAUGGGGGUGCAAUCGAUCAUGAAUAUAAGCCUCCUGGAAGACAAAACCAUGUGGCAGUGAUUUCAGUCUACCAGAGCCUGAAUUUCAACACUAACCAAUCAGAUUCAGCGUACCAGACUCUUCACGUCAACAGCAACCAAUCAGAUUCAGCGUACCAGACUCUACACGUCAACAGCAACCAAUCAGAUUCAGCGUACCAGACUCUACACAUCAACAGCAACCAAUCGGAUUCAGCAUACCAGAGUCUAAACUUCAACAGCAACCAAUCAGAUUCAGCAUACCAGACUCUAAACGUCAAGAGCAACCAAUCAAAUUCAGGAUACCAGACUCUAAAUGUCAAGAGCAACCAAUUAGUUUCAGGAUACCAGAAUCUAAAGGUCAACAUCAACCAAUCAGAUUCAGCGUACCAGACUCUAAUCGUCAACAGCAAUCAAUCAGAUUCAGCAUACCAGACUCUAAACGUCAAGAGCAACCAACCAAAUUCAGUCUACCAGACUAUGAACAUCCACAUCAACCAAUCAAAUUAAGUCUACCAGGCUUUGAACUUCAACAGCAAUCAAUCAGAAUCAAUCUAUUAGAGCAUAAAUCUAAAUACAGCCAAUCAUAUUCAGUCUAUCAGAUACUUACCACAAAUACUAUCAAUCAGAUUCUGUAUAGUAAAGUCUUAAUCAUUAAUGUCAAUUUAGAAACCUCAACACUAACCAAUCAGAUUCCGUCUACCAAUGUCUACACCUCAACACUAACCAAUCAGAUUCCGUCUACCAAUGUCUACACCUCAACACUAACAAAUCAAAUUCAGUCUACUAGAGCCUAAACCCAACACUUACCAAUCAGAUUCAGUUUACUAGAGCCUAAAAACAACCAAUCAGAUUUGGUUUACCAGAGGCUGAACCCAACACCAACCAAUCAGAUUCAGUUUACUAGAGCCUAAAAACAACCAAUCAGAUUUGGUUUACCAGAGGCUGAACCCAACACCAACCAACCAGAUUCAGUAUAACAUCCUAAACCUCAACACCAACCAAUCAGAUUCAGUCUACCAGAGCCUAAAAACAACUAAUCAGAUUUGGUUUACCAGAGUCUAAACCCAACACCAACCAAUCAGAUUCAGUAUAACAUCCUAAACGCCAACACCAACCAAUCAGAUUCAGUCUACCAAAGCCUAAACCCCAAAACCAACCAAUAAGAUUCAGUUUACCAGGGCCUAAAGCCAACACCAACCAAUCAGAUUCAGUCUACCAAAGCCUAAACCCCAAAACCAACCAAUAAGAUUCAGUUUACCAGGGCCUAAAGCCAACACCAACCAAUCAGAUGCAUCAUCAGAUUUCUAAUAUCAAUGUAUAAGGAAACAUUUACUAUUUCAAUCAAAUGCCUCAGUUUUGUAAUGAUUGCUAGAUCUUUGCAUGUUUGCUCCUUGUUUCUUUGGGUUUUUUUUCCCAAAUACUUGAUUUAUCCAGUGUUUGAACUGGCUUGGGUUUGGUUUCUCUUUUCUAAUAAAACUACCCUUUCUUUUA
Messenger RNA from Astyanax mexicanus (Mexican tetra), 2180 nucleotides. RefSeq lists its product as uncharacterized. The record is from RefSeq and is a predicted model, not a curated record. Lineage: Eukaryota; Metazoa; Chordata; Actinopteri; Characiformes; Acestrorhamphidae. The coding region runs from base 90 to 1196 and encodes 368 amino acids. The transcript is spliced from 6 exons.